CUAACCUACUCUGCCCAUAAUUUGGCAACCGGCUUCUACUCCUACAUCCUUUUGUCUCCUCCGCACUCCAGGACAGUGUUAGCAAGGUUUAGGGCGACUCAUCCGGAUCACAAACUCCAUGGCUUCAUCACGUAAGGCCCUGCAGGGUCGAAUCGCAAAGCUCUUCGAUUACUACACCUGAAUCAUCCUGCCGUCAACUACUAUCCCACUAAAAGUCUCGUGAAGAAAUCAAUAAUGGCAAUCUCAUCCUGGAUCCCACCUCCACCUCCUAGGCCUGAAACCCUCAAGAACCCAGCACCCUUCGCACCCUUUCCACUCAUCCAACUCCGCGCUGGAAAAGUCAAGAAGUCGCUAGGGAAUGGCCGUAUCGAAUCCGCAAUCUUCAAAGCACCUCUAUCCGGCCCCGUGGAGAUCACCAAAAUCGGAAUCACAAGAGAUGAGCACGCAUUCGAACCGCACCGUAGUCCCGACAAAGCACUGCUCCACUACUGCACAUCCCACUAUGAGGAGUGGAAGAAGGAGCUGCCCGCAUCAGAGCACCUGUUCAGACCGGGUGGGUUUGGCGAAAACUUUUUCAACGAAGAAGUCAGCGAGAGGACAGUGUGCAUUGGGGAUCGCAUCGCAAUCGGAGAAAUCAUCGUCGAAGUAAGCGAGCCCCGAGCACCAUGCUACAAGCUCAACCACCGCUUUGAGACCAAAGACAUGGCGAAACGAACCCAGACACUCCUGCGCACGGGAUGGUUAUACCGCGUCAUCAAGCCUGGCACUGUGCAAUCUGGGGAUAUGAUUCAACUCCUAGAACGACCACAUCCUGAGUGGACAGUAGCAAGGGUGAUGUACUACCUCUUCAUUGAUACGAAGGAUGUAGAGAUGAUGAAGGAGAUCGUUGAGUUACCGGCUCUUGGUGAAGAUAUCAAGGGAAAGUUCCGCGCGCGGCUGGCGAAGGGAAUGACCGAGGAUCAAGACGGUAGGAUGUAUGGUGGCGAGGAAGAGAAAAUGGAUACAUGGAGCGAGUAUCGCGUCGCUGAAAAGCGAAAGGAAACCCGCACAGUCACAGCUUUUGUCCUGGAAGCCGUUGACGACAUUCAUCAUCCGGCACUCGUUGAGCCAGGCAGCCAUGUACGCUUGAAGCUAGGUGGGAAGUUAGUCCGGGCAUACUCGGUCGUUGGCGGAACAUCCAAGCGCUUCGAACUCGGUAUUGCACUGGACCCCAAGAGUCGCGGUGCCUCAAAGUACCUGCACGAGACAGCAAAUAUCGGAGAAAUUCUGACUGUUGGGCGUAUCAUAGCAAGUCUCCCUAUUGCGGUGGAUGCAGACCAACACAUCGUUCUAGCCGGUGGGAUUGGUAUUACUGCCUUCCUAGCCGCGCUCAAGUAUCUGCAAGGCUCGAACCAAAAGUUCCACCUACACUAUGCUGUAGCGGAAGAGGUACCGUUCAAACAGCACAUGGCUGCCCUCGGUCCCAAUGUUACAGUCUAUAACAAGGCGUUGGGCCAACGCAUGGAUAUUCCCUCGAUACUCUCUCACGCCGACAGCCGAACGCAUAUUUACACCUGCGGUCCACAGCGACUCAUGGACGCGGUCCAGUCCACAGCCUCUACCUACGCCAUUCCCCCGUCAAAUAUACACAUCGAGGCUUUCACGGUUACGACAUCAGGGGACCCGUUCUCCGCCGAGCUCAAACAGAGCAACAAGGUGGUUGAGGUUGGAUCUACACAAACACUACUCGAUGCACUGAAGGCUGUGGGCAUGGAUAUUGACAGCUCCUGCGAGGUGGGUAAUUGUGGGACUUGUAGAGUUGAUGUGACCGAAGGGAGGAUAGAGCAUAGAGGUACUGGGUUACUGGAGGAGGAAAGAUGCGGGAGUAUGUUGAGUUGCGUGUCUAGAGGCGUGGGACGAAUCAUCUUGGACCUGUGAGAAUAUUUGAAUAUCUGUCUUAUUUCUAGGGCUACCUAGCAAGCCUGACGGACUGCAGAUACCACGAUAUCCUCAGUUAACGUAAUGUGUGCCUGCUCACCUACGAUAGGGUGGAAAGGUUAUAAGCACUUUCGGAGUGCUCGGUCAACCCAGGGAAUGUGCUUCACCACCUUUUUUU
Cucurbitaria berberidis CBS 394.84 is the source of this 2095-nucleotide messenger RNA. Its product is annotated as 3-chlorobenzoate-3,4-dioxygenase reductase subunit. Gene Ontology annotation, molecular function: oxidoreductase activity; pyridoxal phosphate binding; molybdenum ion binding. Bases 235 to 1917 code for a protein of 560 amino acids. The record is from RefSeq and is a predicted model, not a curated record. The transcript is spliced from 2 exons. NCBI's taxonomy places the organism in Eukaryota, Fungi, Ascomycota, Dothideomycetes, Pleosporales, Cucurbitariaceae.